CUUCCGGAACCAGCCAGGGAGUGGCUGCUUACCCAACUGCUGCCAGACUUCCAUCACUCCAGUGGAACGAACGCAAGCUCCUGGCUGUUCCCACCACCUGCAAGGCACAGGCACACUUCUCCCCGGUUCCAGAAUUUACCAAGCCGCAGCAGAAUGUUUAAAAAAGUCACCCAAAAUGUGGCAAAGCAAAUGGAUCCAAGCGGAAACCUGGUUCCAGUUGAAAGCAUCGUCGACCAAGACCAUUUCAGAACCCUCUGUCUAGUUACAGGAAAAGGAAAAACCUCAUUCCACCAGUUUCUUCCCUACAAACGGACAGAAUAUAAACUCCAUGAUGUGCUGCUGCCUGGAAAAGACGAUGAAAGUGACGAGUCCAUCCCCUGCGGAGACCAGCAAGACUCGAAGCGCUUUGAAACUGCAGGAAGAGCCCAUGACCAAAUCGAUGGAUUCGUGAGCGUGGACACCAAACCCGUGCAGGUAGAACUAGGAGGGUCUGCCUCCUUCUCCAAAGAGUGGUCCAUCAAGAUGGAAAAAAAGGCAGUAGAUGUAAAGCAACUCGAGGCACUGAGUAGAAAAAGAAAACUCAACGUGGAUCACCCCUUCAUUCAGCAACUACGGAAGACGCAACAGAAUUUAUACGUGGUUCACGAAACGUUAGAAGCCUCAGAUGUUGUCAGCUAUGAAGAAUCCAAAGAGAAAACAGGGCAAUUCGCAGCCCAGCUUUAUGCCAAGAUUAUUGCAAAGGGUACCUGCAUGAGGAAACAAAGCAUAACCAUACCCAAGGGCUGCAUCCUAGCCUUCAAGGCGAUCCAGGUGAUCAUUAAAGAUGCGGCAUGGGAAAUUCAUUAUUUCCCAGAGAGUAAGACACCAACGUUCGCAUCUGAUGGUGUCAUAGGUAGACAACUUGACGUGCUGAAGAAAGAAGUAAAGAAGAACUGCGAAAUUCUCUCCCAGUUGCCUGUUAAUCUGAGGAGCACGUUUUUAGGAGCCAUCAAAGAUGCGUUGAGAGACACUGACUUCUUUGAGGAAUUGGCCCAGAAAAUGGAAGCGUUUUUUUAUGAACCUGAUAAUUGUGAGCUGACAACACAGAACCCAAAGCUAAAAGACGUGCUGAGCAUCUUACAGUCGUUUUCAGAAAACGAACGCCGUAACCUGGCAGGAGCAAUUUACUACACUCUUGAGGCUCUCAGUGAGCAAACAGAGAUACAACGGCUAUUCUUGCUAGAAUCCCUGGAAAUGGAGACUGUGCGACGUCAGCGUACCCUGGUUGAGCAAUUCUUCAGCUGUAUAGGAGGAGGCACGGAGGGCCGUUCUGGCGGGGAUGACGUCUUGCUCCCCUUCUCGGCAAACAAAGAAGAAGAAACAACCAACGCAGUGCUCGAGACGAAUGGAGUGAGGAUCCAGGAGGAUGGAUUUGCUCUUUGCAAUCAAAAAGGCUUCACGGCCCUCGAAGCCCUGUACCCGUGUCUGUAUCCACUAGAUCUCCUGAGUAACUCCCAGUAGGGUACACACAUCCUCAGUUAGGGCUGAUUUAAAGGGAGCGAUUUAACAAUGUAAUUGAAACGCUAUUACCUUAAGUCUCUUUUGAAAUUUUAUCCCUGUGUAGGCGAGGCACCCUUUUAAGUGUUCAGAGCUGCUCUUCCCACCCAUUUCUGAGCAGACUUAAACCAACAAAGCUGCUAACAGAAGCCUGAGGCUGAAUAUCAAGAUUAAUUUUUCCCCCAUAUGAAUGUAGAGUGCUAACUGAAUAACCCACCGCCCCAGAGAGUCCCAAUCCUGUCAGCCGUACUGCACGUGAUCACUUUUAAUGGAAGAAAUAAUAAUAAUAAUCAAAAAGGUACAGAGAUAUACCUGCAAUAAUUCACAAAUACUUGAAGGUGAAGGCCUCGGCGCAUUUCCAUCCCUGUGCGACCGCGGGGAGCCCGGGGACCUCAGGGCAUUUUGGUGACCCCACAACAACACCCCCCAAGUGGUAGUGAAGCAUUAAGGGCUGCAAGGAUGGUUAGAGAAAUGGAGUACGUCUCGAGUGAGGACAGGCUGAAAGAACCAGGCCUGUUUAGCCUGGGAAGGAGAAGGCUGAGGGGAGAGCUCGUUAAUGUGUUAAUGGUGUCGAGAGGAUGCAGCUGGUCUCUUGUCAGCAACAGGACGAGAGGCGAUGGGCACAAACUGAAGCACAGGAGGUUCUGGUGGAAUGGGUGUGGGCACUUCUUUACUGGGAGGUGACAGAGCAUCAAAAUGGGUUGUCCUGAGCAGUUUUGGAGUCUCCUUCUCCAGAGAUAUCCAAAAACCCACCCGGGCGCCAUCCUGGGCAUCUCUGUGUGACCCUGCUCGGCAUGGGCUUGGACUGCGUGGUCUCCUGGGGUCCCUUCCAACCUCAGGCACACUGUGAUUCUGUGAUUUUGUGCUUCUGUGAAAUGAUUAGCGCUUUAAGAUAAUGACACAAAUGUCCUGAGUGCUGCUUAAUAAAGAACGAGCCCUUAUGGAACUCUG
Molecule: messenger RNA, 2487 nt
Organism: Anas platyrhynchos (mallard)
Lineage: Eukaryota; Metazoa; Chordata; Aves; Anseriformes; Anatidae
Source: RefSeq, a predicted model, not a curated record